GUGCAUUGAUGGACAUCACAAACUUAUAAUGUACCAUUUUGUAGUACAUGGAUGUGUCGAUGGCUUCUCUAGGAAAACAAUUUUCUGUGAAGUCAGCUGCAACAACCGAGCAUCGACAGUUGUAGAGGCUUUUCAAGAAGGGGUUCAAAGAUCUGGUUUACCCCACAGGGUCAGAGGUGACUAUGGAGGAGAGAAUGAAGAAGUUGCACGAUUAAUUUGCGACCUGUAUGAGGACAAUGGUAGGUUUAUUUUUGGGCCAUCAACCCAUAAUCAACGCAUCGAACGGCUGUGGAGAGAUACACGGGAGAAAGUCAUUGACCUAUUUAAGGAAAUCUUCAUGCAUUUAGAAAGCAAUGGUGUUCUUGAUACAGACAAUAUGCUUGAUAUUUUCUGCCUCCACUACUGUUAUCUUUCUAGAAUUCAACGUGAUUUGGAUCUGUUCGUAGAAACGUGGAAUAACCAUUCUCUGAGAACCUUGCAUGGAAAAACCCCAAAUCAAACGUGGCUCCUUAAUAUGCUUCAUCAAGGUUACGGUCUCAUUGAAGAUAACUUGGCAGUGUCAAGCAUUGCGGAGCAACGUUCUAUGGACACAAUGAUAAAUCGCAUUAUCACAAGUUCAUUUUACUCAGAACUUCCUCUUGAAGUCAUUAACUUAUGGAUUGGACAGUCAGUAGAAACUCUGCCUGAUCCAUUACAAGAAGAUGGCCAAUUUGGGAUAAACAAUUAUUUACAACUACGAAAUCACUUACUGUCAAUUGAUUGAAUACCAAAUCACUUAGCACUAACAUCUAGCUUGUGCUGUGGAAGAAGGAAGAUUGUCUUUAUUGUGGAGUUUGAUUGAUAGGUAACAACAAACUGCAGAACAAUCUUUACAUACACAGGCAGUCAAAAAAAGUCCAGAACAGGUGCUUUAAUUCUAAGCAACCUUCUCAUUCAAUUUUUUUUUUUUUU
Bemisia tabaci is the source of this 951-nucleotide messenger RNA. NCBI's taxonomy places the organism in Eukaryota, Metazoa, Arthropoda, Insecta, Hemiptera, Aleyrodidae. The record is from RefSeq and is a predicted model, not a curated record.